AAAACAGAAGAAAAUGUUGACAUUUUACAUUUUUAAUUUGCUAUUUUAAAAACAGUUCAUCAUAAAUAUAUAACAUAAUCGGUAAUUAAGUUAAUAUAUUUAAUUAUCGUUAAAUUAAGAAAUCGUUUUAAGAUUAUAUUUUAUUAAUACAAAAAAAAAAAAAUAAAAUGAAUUCCCAAGUGUCACCUUAUAGUACUGAUAUAUCGGAAUACCAAACAAUAUCAAUUUUAGGUCACUGUUUUGAUAAUAAAGCAAUUGUCCAACUUGCCAAACAUUUACCUUCUGGAAUAAUGAUUGCUAUUAAGAAAUUUAACAUUGAUAAAAUAAAAGAAGAUAUUAAUCUACUAGAGAGUGAAAUUAUUUUAACUAAACAAUUAAAUCAUCCAAAUAUUUUACCUUAUAUUUCUACAUUUGUUUUUGGUCCUGAAAUAUGUGUAAUUAGUCCACUUAUGGCUUAUGGUUCUUGUAGAGAUCUAUUAACAAGACAUUUCAACGAAGGAUUAUUGGAAACCGCUAUAGUAUUAAUUAUAAAGGACAUCCUAUCGGCGUUAAUUUAUAUUCAUAAAAAAGGUUAUAUUCAUAGGGCUAUCAGGGCUAGUCAUAUUCUUAUUUCCGACACUGGACAAGUUUGUUUAACAGGAUUACGGUACGCUUGUCCUAUUAUAAAAAACGGUAGAUGGCAACGGAAUAUUCAUUCUUUUCCACGUACCACAGAAAAAAAUCUAAAUUGGUUAAGCCCAGAAUUGUUAGAACAAAAUUUACAAGGUUAUAAUGAAAAAUCUGAUAUAUAUAGUAUUGGUAUUGUGAUAUGCGAAUUAGCGAAUGGUUCAGAACCUUUUUCCGGAAUGUCAAAGACACUGAUGUUGACAGAAAAAGUGCGUGGUUGUGCUCCUCCACUAUUAGAUAGAACUACCAUACCCAGAGAUGAAAAUUUAGAUUGCGGAGGAGAUAUGGAAAUUAGUCAGAAUAUUUUAAACCGAAGAUUUAGUGACAAUUUACAUGAAUUAGUUGCUCUCUGUUUUAUGUGGGAUGUUACGGAGAGACCGUCCGCCACUCAACUACUUAAUCAUCCAAUAUUCAAGACUGUUAGAAGAGCUCCACCCUUACCGGAACUACUUAAACCGGCUCUACCUUUAAGCGAUAGAGUCGGCAUCGAUACAGACGAAAUUGAGAAUUUCAAUACUAUGAAUAGGUUGUCUCAAUUAGAACUUUAUUCUUGUGAAUGGGAUUUUUGAUGGUUUUGUGAUGUAGAAUUAUAAAAAUUGUUUAUUAUCA
Molecule: messenger RNA, 1275 nt
Organism: Diorhabda carinulata
Lineage: Eukaryota; Metazoa; Arthropoda; Insecta; Coleoptera; Chrysomelidae
Gene: Stlk
Product: STE20-related kinase adapter protein alpha
Exons: 5
Coding region: 168-1235 (355 amino acids)
Biological process (GO): protein phosphorylation
Molecular function (GO): protein kinase activity; protein serine/threonine kinase activator activity; ATP binding
Source: RefSeq, a predicted model, not a curated record